CCCCCCUUGGACCCACACCAUUCACCAUGUCCUCCAUCAACUUUGUCAGUGCAGACGAUAUCGAGGAAGCACGGAAGACCCGUGAGGACGAGUGGAAGAAGGCCUAUGAGAACAAAGAAAACCCGCCACCACUGAAGGAACCAGAGACGUAUGAUCCUCGCACGCUUUAUGAAAGAUUACAGGAGCAGAAGCAAAAGAAGGACGAUGCCUUUGCUGAGGCAACAAAACUCGGAAACCUCAUUCAUAGGCUCGACAAUGACGAAUUCGAUUUUCUGACCAACCUGGAACAGGAAGAGGCAAAGAAAAAGCGCGAGCUCGCAGAACAAGAGGAGGAGGCAUUGAAAGCAUUCCGCAUGAACGUUCAACUAAAGUCCGCACCACCACCAUCUCAACCAGCAUCACUCGUCUCGGUCAUACCUAAGCCCGAUAUUACAGCCUCUGCCUCUGGAUCGUCAUCCUCGCCAUCGUCGGGUCCCAAAAAGAGAAAGACAUCCUUGUUUGCUGGAUUGGUCAAACGUGAUGACUCUCCCUCUUCUACAUCGACGACAUCUUCAUCAAAACCAUCAGUAACAGGAAAUACCUCUACAGCAACUGGCAAGCGGAAAGCAGACGAUAAGAACGAGUCAUCAAAUAAAUCAAUGGCUGACAAAGAUCCAGAGAGCAAGCGGCCAAAAGUCGAUACGGCUGCAGCAAAACCAAAGCCCAAUGCGCUGCUCAGUCUAGUAGCAUACGAUUCGAGUAGCGACGACGAAGAAUAAAGCACCUUUUCGCAUACUUAUCAAAUGCCACAGGCAAUCACAGACCCAUUAACCAAUAUCAAUAUCCAUGAUAGCGACAACAACCAUAAUGGUAAAGUCAAUGUUAAAAAAUACAAGCGA
Molecule: messenger RNA, 878 nt
Organism: Gamsiella multidivaricata
Lineage: Eukaryota; Fungi; Mortierellomycota; Mortierellomycetes; Mortierellales; Mortierellaceae
Product: N-terminal domain of NEFA-interacting nuclear protein NIP30-domain-containing protein
Exons: 5
Coding region: 27-758 (243 amino acids)
Cellular component (GO): nucleus
Source: RefSeq, a predicted model, not a curated record